UACUGGACCAGUGGGACGCCGGGAAGGUAAACCGCUCCAGAACACGUCCGGACCCGUGAGGCUGUGUCGCGCGGAGCACUCUGGGAUUUGUAGUUCUCGAGAUGGAGCGAGCUGUGCCGCCCACGGUGCCUCUGGGUCAGAUGGAGGUGUUUCAGGCCCUGCAGCGGUUGCACAUGACCAUCUUCUCCCAGUGUUUUUCACCCUGCGGGAAGUUCCUGGCGGCUGGGAACAAUUAUGGGCAGAUCGCCAUCUUCAGCUUGUCUGCUGCUUUGAGCUCCGAGGCCAAAGAGGAAAGUAAGAAGCCCAUCGUGACCUUCCAAGCCCACGAUGGGCCUGUCUACAGCAUGGUCUCCACGGAUCGACAUCUGUUCAGCGCUGGGGACGGGGAGGUGAAGGCCUGGCUUUGGGCAGAGAUCCUCAAGAAGGGCUGUAAGGAGCUAUGGUGUCGUCAGCCCCCGUACAGGACCAGCCUGGAAGUGCCUGAGAUCAACGCUUUGCUUCUCGUCCCCAAGGAGAAUGCCCUCAUCUUGGCAGGGGGGGACUGCCAGCUGCAUACGAUGGACCUAGAGACGGGGGCCUUCACGGUGAGAGGGCCCUGGAGCGGGCGGGAGGGGGAGGCAUUCUUUCCGGAUCCCAUUCUGACACUGCGCCUCUCCCUGCAGCGGGCCCUCCGGGGCCACACAGACUACAUCCACUGCCUGGCGCUGAGGGACCGGAACCCUGAGGUGCUGUCUGGCGGCGAGGAUGGGACCGUGCGGCUUUGGGAUCUGCGCAUGGCCAAGGAGGUCCAGACAAUUGAGGUCUACAAGCAUGAGGUGAGGGCAUGCCCCCCCCACACCCUGUCCUCCCUUCUCCCUGGGCAUCUCCUGUGCCUUGACCUCCUCCUCUCCUCCCCUCCUCCCUCCCAGGAGUGCUCCAGGCCCCACAAUGGGCGCUGGAUCGGAUGCUUGGCAACCGACUCCGACUGGAUGGUGAGCCAGGCAAAGUGCAAGAUGGGUGGCAGCUCCGGGCCCUCCCAGCUGAGAGCCCGUGGCUUAUGGUGGCGGGGGACCCUCACCUCUCUGCCAGGUUUGUGGAGGAGGCCCAGCACUCACCCUCUGGCACCUACGAUCCUCCACACCCACCACCAUCUUCCCCAUGUGGGCACCACAGAAGCAUGUCACCUUCUACCAGGACCUGAUUCUGUCAGCUGGCCAGGGCCCCUGCGUCAACCAGUGGCAACUGAGUGGGGAGCUGAAGGCCCAGGUGCCGGGUUCCUCCCCAGGGCUGCUCAGCCUCAGUCUGAACCAGCAGCCAGCAGCACCGGAGUGCAAGGUGAGUCCCGCAAGGAGCUGUGGGGUCCUGGGAGGCCAGGGGUGUGGGUAGCUCAGUCGCCCCCCUCUUGCCUCCAGGUGCUGACAGCUGCAGGCAACAGCUGCCGGGUGGAUGUUUUCACCAAUCUGGGCUAUCGGGCCUUCUCCCUGUCCUUCUGACCUCCCGAAGCUGGUGGGGCUGGAGCAGAGGACCUGGAAGAGGCCCUAAGCCCACCCUCUCAGGCAGGGAGAGGGCCUGGGGCCUCAGCGAGCAGGGGUCGGAACUGUUUUUUCUUUUCACAAAAUAAAAUUUCAGGCUUUUC
Myotis daubentonii (Daubenton's bat) is the source of this 1615-nucleotide messenger RNA. It is a transcript of the gene THOC6, whose product is annotated as THO complex subunit 6. Gene Ontology annotation, molecular function: protein binding. Gene Ontology annotation, cellular component: THO complex; transcription export complex. The record is from RefSeq and is a predicted model, not a curated record. Gene Ontology annotation, biological process: mRNA export from nucleus. NCBI's taxonomy places the organism in Eukaryota, Metazoa, Chordata, Mammalia, Chiroptera, Vespertilionidae.